GGUGGACAGUGGAAGUGACGUAAUAGUUUGCGACUGUCCCCCCAGAAAGCGUCAUGGCGACUCCUGUGGGGAAGAAGCGUGGUCUGGAACAUUUGGAUGAAUAUGAACCCAAACCAGCCAAACAUCUCCGCAGUUUGCACGACCGAAUGGCAGAGAGAAGGCUGGUUGUUAUUUUGGAGGGGGCGUCAUUAGAGACGGUGAAGGCGGGCAAAAGCUUUGAGCUGUUAAACUGCGACCAACAUAAGAAUAUAAUCAUCAAGAGUGGAAGAGACCCAGCCAACAUAAGACCAGACAUCACACAUCAGUGUCUCCUCAUGUUGAUGGACAGUCCACUAAACAGGGCGGGCCUGCUGCAGGUUUAUGUCCACACAGAGAAAAAUUCCUUGAUUGAGAUCAACCCACAAACCCGCAUCCCAAGAACCUUCACCCGUUUCUGCGGCUUAAUGGUUCAGCUGUUACACAAACUGAGUGUCAGGGCAGCGGAUGGUUCCCAGAAGCUUCUGAGGUUGAUUAAAAACCCAGUGUCUGACCACCUUCCUCCUGGCUGCCCCCGCAUCAGCACCUCCUUUUCUGCAGGAGAGGCUGUCUGUCCUCGGACUUUGGUGCCAGAGGGACCCGCAGCGGUGGUGAUUGGCGCGUUUGCACAUGGAAUGGUGAACGUGGAUUACACGGACAAGACGGUGUCCAUCAGUAAUUACCCCCUCUCUGCAGCACUGACCUGUGCCAAGAUGUGCUCUGCCUUUGAAGAGGUGUGGGGGGUCCUGUGACCAACAGGCGCAGUAGACCGCUUGGACAUUUAAAUGGACUAAUCAUGGACAUGAUGAAGUUUUUUCACAUGAUGUAGCCUCUUGGACUACAGAUACAUGAAUGUGAGGGUGUUUGCUUACCGUCUGGAAUAUGCAGAGAUUUUGUCCCCAGUGUAUCCUUUUGAUAUUAAAGUGUAUUGUUUUGUAUUUUUAUCAGCUGCCUUAGUACCUGAUUUGUAUGGUUCAAAUACCAUCUCAUUAAAAAUGUACAGUU
Molecule: messenger RNA, 1020 nt
Organism: Thalassophryne amazonica
Lineage: Eukaryota; Metazoa; Chordata; Actinopteri; Batrachoidiformes; Batrachoididae
Gene: emg1
Product: EMG1 N1-specific pseudouridine methyltransferase
Exons: 5
Coding region: 54-767 (237 amino acids)
Biological process (GO): rRNA base methylation
Cellular component (GO): nucleolus; small-subunit processome
Molecular function (GO): rRNA (pseudouridine) methyltransferase activity; rRNA binding
Source: RefSeq, a predicted model, not a curated record